AUGGAGCGACACGAUGGGUCCGAGUACCUUCCGUACAUCUUUGGCAGCGAGCCACACGGUAGCCAAGUCAUUGCCUUGAUGCGGUUUUCGCAGGAGGCGACCACGUGGAACCUCCCUCUCAUGAUCGCGCAGACCCUGCUGGUAGCCGAGAUCAUCCGGACCUAUCCUGCUGAGAUUCGUAUGUUGAUGCGGGUGUACCAGAGGAAGAAGCCAAACAUGGCAGAGAUCUUCUUUGUGCUGAUCAAGUACCUCACGCUGAUCGCUGUCAUCUGCGACAUUCUCGUGACCGAGACGUUAGCGGCCAAGUCAGACUUGGCGUGUCGAUGGUGGGCGUGGACUUCAUCGACCUUCUACUUCUUGUGCUCUACGCUUGUGUUCUGUGUGAUCGGAUGGCGAGCGCGCAUCAUCUUCCGAACACGCAAGCUGGCCACUUACUUGAUUACAGCUGGUCUGGUCGGGCAGUUGGCUAUCGCCAUGUGGGCAAACACUCGUAUCAGCAAGGCAGAUGCGCUUUCGCCGGCGGGAACAUGCGCACCCAGUGCUCAGGUUCAUGGAUCGCCCGAUGACAACGAGUCGCUACACAUCCACUUCUGGGGCUCCUCAACAUUUUGGUUCCUUUUCUACAACACGAUCUUCGACUUGGCCAUCCUGAUUGCGUGCUGCCUACGAUUGAAGAAGACAUCCAGUGGACCGAACGGACUGACACAAAUCGCCAAAGUGCUCUUCAUCAACAACGUGCACUACAUAGUGGCUGUGGAAACAUGCAACUUGCUCACAGUAGUGAUGCUGAUGGGUUGGGCAUCCAAGUUGCCGCCUGUGCACAGCACUUCGAUCGCUAUUCAGAUCGUCGUGGGCCUUCAGAUGCUGAUCGGAGAGCAAGAAGCAGUCUACAGUCCAAGCUGUUCGCGUGUGACCUAUUCCACUGGUGGCUUCUCGUCAAACAAUGGCUCGUACAGCAAACCACACCACAACGCUACUUCGAGCAAUGCUUCCUUCUCUAGUCCCAACCAUGCAUUGUCGUACGUCAAGCGUCCCGGAACGGCCAACACGGGGACAGAUGUUACUUCGAGCGAAUACCGCGGCCGUAAGGGUACAUUCUCUUCAAUCAGUUCAGUGCCUGCAUACGUCAAGAGCAGUCCCACGGACGAGCUGGCACCGCAGCUCCCUCCCAAAUCCACUGUAAACAUGAAGCAAGAGGUCCAAGUGUCGAUCGACAUGUCUCCGGUGCCACCUCAGUCAGGCGCCACAAACGUUGCUCCGGAUGGUCCCUUCCAGUAG
Molecule: messenger RNA, 1278 nt
Organism: Ustilago hordei
Lineage: Eukaryota; Fungi; Basidiomycota; Ustilaginomycetes; Ustilaginales; Ustilaginaceae
Exons: 1
Coding region: 1-1278 (425 amino acids)
Source: RefSeq, a predicted model, not a curated record